AUGCAUGAUCUCUUAAACAUCCUUCUUCCUGUUUGAGGAGUGUUAAUACUUAUUGAGCUAACUUGAUUUGAGCAAUCUUUUAAAUAAUUUUCGUUUAAAGAAGGCCUGGGUAAGGAUUUAAAUUCAUUGCUUGGUUAGUUGUUUUACAUUGUUACCUUUUGAUUCAAUAAUUAUGAUGUUCGGACAGACUCCCAACUCAAUUAGAAGUGUGUUGAUAUUGUUUGAAUUGUUUCUGCUUGUUCACAUCAGUGUCUGCAAUAGCCAGAAAUGGGAUCACUUCAUGUUUGCCCAGGCGUGGCCCCCAGGUACCUGUGCUGAUGCUGGCAAAGAGCAUCACACAUGCCAUAUAGGAUCACAGGUGAAAAGUUGGACAAUUCAUGGUCUUUGGCCGACACUUGGAGAGACUAAGGGACCAACCAGUUGUAACACUUCAUGGACUUUUGACUUCAGUAAAAUAGCUAGUUUAGCGUCACAGUUGAAGACUUAUUGGCCUAAUUUGUACAACGACACAACCCAAGAUAGCUUUUGGGCGUAUGAAUGGAUAAAGCACGGAACAUGUGGCACAAAUUUACCCGACAUAUCUAAUGAGUACAAAUAUUUCAAAAAGUCGCUAGAUCUGAUUCGAAAAUAUGACAUGGGGGCAAUAUUGAGUGAUAGCAAUGUGGUACCUAGUAAGACAACCAUGUAUAGUUUUGAUGACUUUCUGAAUGCUGUGCAGAAGGCGACUGGAUUUCCACCUGUGCUACAGUGUACAAUCACAGAGCAAAAUGGGGAAAAAUACCAUCUGAUUGAUCAGAUUCAGAUUUGCCUGAAUAAAGACUUCUCCCCACGAUCGUGUUCGGACAACACCGUCUAUCCUCUCGGAUACUACCAUUCCAAGGGAGACAACUCUACCAUGGCCUCAAUUGGGAAGGGAGUGAAGAAUGAUUUGAUUGGUCGACGCAGUCAUCAUCAUUACCAUGGUCCACCACAGUCGAGCUGCUCAAAGAAAUACAAAUUCUACUACCCACCUAUUCACCAAGUCUAAAUGUUUUGUAAAGACCUUCGUUUAUCUAUUUCUUACUCAGGCUUAUUUUCGUAUGCAUGCAUAUAUAAACAAUAUGCAAACAGACCGUUUAUCUAUUUUUUACUCAGGCUUAUUUCCAUAUGCACGCAUAUAUAAACAAUAUGCAAACAGAUACAAUUCAGGUGCUCAUAUACACAUAUGCACUUACGUUUCACACACAUCAAGACAGAGCAGUAAACAUGAACUAUGUUCAACACAUAAUUAUAUGGGUGCAGAUAUACAUACACAGGUUAAAUUACAAAACAAAUUAUACUGGGUUAAUUGUCACUAUGAGUUGUCUGCUGGCAAAAAUUAACCAUUCCACACAACAAUAUCAAACAAUAAUUGGGCUGGCUCAGGUCUCAAAUAAAAGAAAAAAGAAUAAAAUAAAGAAUAAAAAAUGUCGGCCCCAAAAUUGUUUACAAUUACUCAACCUUCGUAGCAGGUACUCUUAUACACACAUGCAAUUACACGCAACAUAGCAAGUGCUAAUAUACACACAUACACAAAUAUACAAUUACACAACAUACAUAGAAGUUGCUCUUGUACACACAUGCAAUUACACAACACAGGAAUAUGUACAAUACAUCUUGACAUAAUUAAUGAUGCAACUUUAA
Ruditapes philippinarum (Manila clam) is the source of this 1662-nucleotide messenger RNA. Its product is annotated as ribonuclease Oy-like. Gene Ontology annotation, cellular component: extracellular region. Lineage: Eukaryota; Metazoa; Mollusca; Bivalvia; Venerida; Veneridae. Gene Ontology annotation, biological process: RNA catabolic process. Gene Ontology annotation, molecular function: ribonuclease T2 activity; RNA binding. The record is from RefSeq and is a predicted model, not a curated record. The transcript has 10 exons. The coding region runs from base 173 to 1027 and encodes 284 amino acids.